This is a messenger RNA of Salpingoeca rosetta, 2138 nucleotides long. Its product is annotated as ferrochelatase. NCBI's taxonomy places the organism in Eukaryota, Choanoflagellata, Craspedida, Salpingoecidae. Gene Ontology annotation, molecular function: protoporphyrin ferrochelatase activity. The transcript has 4 exons. Bases 178 to 1938 code for a protein of 586 amino acids. Gene Ontology annotation, biological process: heme biosynthetic process. The record is from RefSeq and is a predicted model, not a curated record.
UGUUGGCUGGCUGCAACGAAGACAACGAAGACGAACACCAAGCAAGCAGAGACCCUGCAACGUGCCAACCAACCAACCAGUUCACCACCACUCCACCACCACGACCACCAACCAACCAACCAAUUCAGCCUUGUCUCUGCCUUUGCUUGCCUGCGUUCACAAUACGGGCGGCGGAAGAUGCAGGAGUUCCAGCACAGGACGGAGGAGUGCGAGCGCGCCGUCUCCUUUGACACGGCGCGCGUGGACGGCGCAACGCAGCUGGGCGCCGCAGUGUUUUGGGCGGCGGUGACCUCUGGCGCAGGAUACCGGCUGCUGGCACACGAUGAACAGGGCCAAGGCUUGCUGGCGCUGCUUGGGCUGCAGGACGCGGCGCAGCUCGGCUCUGCGGUGCACGAGGCAGUGGGCUUCCUCGUCUGGGGCACGUCUGCGCUGCAGCGCAACCAGGUGCCCGCGCUGUCCCUGCGGUUUGUGCGCGUCGCCGUCAAGGCCGCGGCAUGGCUGGCGCUGACCGCCAUGAGCUACUGCCCCGUCGGCCGGCUGGUGUUUGGGCGGCCUCUGCGGCGCCUGGCCAUCACGUGUGCGCAGCAAGGCAGCGCGGCCCAUGCUGGCGCCAUGGCGCGCUUUGCUCGUGCAUUUGCGGCCAUGGCCACCUCGAAACAAGGGCUGCUGGCGCUGCUGAACGCCGCCAUCCUGCCCAUGCUGCAGAGAGCGCUUCGCGGUGCGGGCACAGACACGGGCCUGCUUCGGGGCGUCCUCGGGACCGUGGUCACCAGCCUGCGCGUCAUCCUCACCGUGACAUCCGCCGUGGCCACCUACACACAGCUGCGGCCCGCACAUCUCGUGCCGUCCAACCCAUGGGAGGCCGAGCCCGCGCACAUGGAGUACCUGCGCAAAACCGCGCUGGCCACCGUGCACGAGCAUGGCGACGAUGGCAUCGAUGAAAACACCCCGGCAGGUGGACCCAUUGGCGUGCUUGUGUGUAACCUCGGCACAACACCCACUCCACGUGCCACAGAUGUGGCCCAGUUCCUAAAGGAGUUUCUCAUGGAUCCGCGUGUUGUGGAGGUUGCACCUUGGGUGUGGAGCAUGGUGCUGAAUGGCUUUAUCAUUCCCAUCCGCAAGUACACAUCUGGCCAGCUGUAUGAGCGCCUGUUCCAGAACGCCGGUACAGGCAACACGUCCCCCCUCGUCCACCACACCAGCCGCUUCACACAGCAAGUCCAGCAACACCUCGGCUCCAACUAUGUCGUCGAAUACGGCAUGAGAUAUGGGGAGCCCAGCAUUGGGAGUGCGCUGGCUGCGUUGAAACGCCGCGAGUGUGAGCGGGUGAUUGUGCUGCCCAAAUACCCGCAGUACUCUGGCACAACCACCGCCUCCAUCUACGACGAGGUGUUUGCGUGUGCGCGCCGCUAUCGCUUCGUCCCAGCCAUCCGCAUUGUCCCACCCUUUUACAGCCACCCAGCCUACAUCCAGGCGAUCGUGGCCACGGCGUCGCAGUUCCUUGCACAGCACAGCAACAUUGAGCGCUUUGUCAUUUCGUUUCACGGCAUCCCCGAACGCUACCACCUUCGCGGCGACCCGUACCCGUGGCACUGCGAGGCGACGGCGCGCGCCAUUGCAGCGGGAAUGUGCUGGAGCAAAGACCAGUGGAUGCUGUCGUACCAGUCUGUGUUUGGCAAGGACCCCUGGCUGCUUCCCGCCACGGAUGCAACCGUCGAGGAGCUCGGGAAACAAGGGGUGAAGAGGAUUGCCGUGCUGUGUCCGGGCUUCCUGACCGAUUGCCUGGAGACAAUUGAUGAGAACGGCACAGAGAAUGCAAACGUCUUCAAGGAGAACGGGGGCGAGGAGCUUGUGCUUGUGCCCUGCCUCAACUCCAGCCCAGAGUGGUGUGAGGCCGCAGCAGCCAUUAUCCAACACGAAGCCCGCGGCUGGGAAUAGUAGCCCCACAAGUGUGCGUGUGUGUGUGUGUGUGUGCGCGCGCUGUGUGUGUGUGCGUGUGUAUGCUGUGUGUGCUGUGUGUGCUGUGUGUGUGUGUGAUGUAAAUCUCGCCAUCUCGCCAACUCGUGUCACAUCACGCACUUUGUCACUUCACGGGUGCUAAGUUGAACCUCCGGUUUACAAUAAAAUAUGCGACAUCA